GCCACCAAAACAGCAGGCGGCAGUCGGCCUGAAGAAGGUCUCUGAGUCCGCAAUCGUUCGGUCUCUUAAAGAACUAAUGCGUGACUAUGAAAUUCGAGCGGAAAAGUACGAGACUACGGUAGCCAAUUCCAUUCGAAAGCAGUUUAAGAAGGCGUUGGAUGAUGAUCGGCUGGUGACAAGGUUUGUGGUUGAUCCCCAAGACAGACGUGUUGUUGAAUACUGGGAUGAUGAAAAAUUGGUCAAAGCCCUUCAGGGCGAUGCUGAUGAAGGUAGACGCAGAAGGGCCAAAAUCAAGCAUGUCAAAGAGGAUAAACCACUGGUCAAGAUUCUUCCGCUGAUUGAUGCCAUCCGAGCGCGACGCUAUACACACAUUCAAGAACUAUUGGUUUGGGAUUGUCAUGUGGAAAAUGACGAUGCACUCUCUAUAGCAGGACUGCUAACCCGGGGUUGUUAUCCAGUCUCACGUCUGGAGCUGAUUGAUUGCUUUCUGGAUUCCAAGAGUGUUGGCAACAUUGUGACUGCGGUGGCUGUGUCAAAGACCCUGAAGGAGCUGGCCUUAGACUUUAACGAGUUGGGUGAGAAAGGUUGCCGGAUUCUGUGUACUGGACUGUCCAGAGGCAAAUUCCUGACUCAUUUGAGUUUGAGCUACUGUGGAUUGACGAAACAAUGUGGACUGUGGCUUGGAAAUUUGGUUUGUGAAACUGCGAUCAGAGAACUGGUUCUAGAUGGAAACCCCCUGGAAGCUGAAGGAGUGAUUGCGCUUCUGAGCCAACUUGCCGAAGCGGCGGAAAACGAGGGUUUCGAACGUGCUGAAGAAGAGAAACGAAGACUGAAAGCAAUCGAGGAUGCAAGACGUGCAACUCGACCAAUCUUAGAUAUGGACCUGUCCGGAUUUGAGCAAAAUGCCAAUGCAGGCGAGACCGAUAAACCUUCUAGUCCAGCCCCAUCGUUGGGUAAGCCAAUAGCGAAACCAGAAUCGGGGAAGGCAGAGAUAAAAUCGCGGAAGAAGCGCGGUAAACGUGGUAGAAAAGGUGGUAAGCUUGAGCCACCUCCAGCUGGACCGCAGAUCAGUGUGCUCAAGCUCGCUGACACGGGAAUUAACCACAUGGGACGAGGGGGGAAUUUUGCACCGGUUCGGUGCAUGCAGUUGUUGAAAAGCAUUAUAUCACACAGCAGAGAUCUUCAAGAGAUCGAUCUGUUUGGAAACGCGAUUGGAGAUUUGGGAGCCCGACAAAUACUCGAAGGGAUUCUGACGCGCAAAGAAGCCAAACUGCCACAAAUCGGAAUCAGAAUGGGACAUCGGAUUAAUCAGGAUACAUUUGAUAUCAUUCAUAAGCUCGCACCGGGACCUAAGAAGAAAGGAAAAGGCAAGAAAGGAAAAUAAAGAAUUGAUUAUCACAAAACCGCUGCCAAAAAACCACUCACUAUUCUAUCUCUUCCAGAAUUUCAUAGAACGAUUCCAUGCAAAUUUCACUAUUUUCAAUAGUAUUUGUGAACUAAGCGAAUUUAGCUCGCCACAGAUCACUUCACUUCGAGCCGCGCCAACUGAGGCUCACAAACUGCAAUGAGUCAGUAUUAAUAUGUCUAUGUACUGACCAUAUUGAA
This is a messenger RNA of Opisthorchis viverrini, 1605 nucleotides long. RefSeq lists its product as hypothetical. Gene Ontology annotation, cellular component: cytoplasm. Lineage: Eukaryota; Metazoa; Platyhelminthes; Trematoda; Opisthorchiida; Opisthorchiidae. Gene Ontology annotation, molecular function: protein binding. The coding region runs from base 77 to 1384 and encodes 435 amino acids. The transcript is spliced from 8 exons. The record is from RefSeq and is a predicted model, not a curated record.